Molecule: messenger RNA, 204 nt
Organism: Capronia epimyces CBS 606.96
Lineage: Eukaryota; Fungi; Ascomycota; Eurotiomycetes; Chaetothyriales; Herpotrichiellaceae
Exons: 2
Coding region: 1-204 (67 amino acids)
Cellular component (GO): membrane
Source: RefSeq, a predicted model, not a curated record
AUGGCUCGUCCUGCUUCCUCGACGAGCGACGUCCUUCUCUACUUCCUCGCCAUCUUCCUCCCGCCGCUCGCCGUCUUUCUCAAGACGGGCUGCGAUUCCAACUUCAUCAUCAACAUCCUUCUCACCAUUCUGGGCUGGCUGCCUGGAUGUAUUCGUAAGUUCAGUUCGGUCGCCCCCAAGCCCUUCGAUGCCCCACAAACAUAG